CAGAGUCUCUGGAGCCAAGACGGAAUACGAAGCGCCUGUUAGAAAGACUAUGUUCUAUUCUAAGGACAGCCUUAUACGCGGUCGGAUACACUCGUAUGCCGGGAAUAAUUGGAUGUCAUGAAACGGCUGAGCCGUUGCUCGAUAUAAGUAGGAAAAUGCAUUUCGUAUGGGCGUUGUUUCAUUCACAAGUGCCCUUCUAGGAGAGAAUUUGUUCAGAAUCUCCCAUUUCAUUCUUACAGAAAGAAAACAAACUGAAUCAUCAUAGUGUACCUUGGAAUUAUCACAUAUGCAAUGCAUGUGUACUCACCUGAGUGAGUGAGCGAGUGAGUGAGUGAGUGAGUGAGUGAGUGAGUGAGUGAAUGCCAAGAGGAAGUGGCCCGUAGCCCAAAGGCGAUUGGCCACGGGAUGUACUCACCUAUACCUGCUAAAUACUUCCGUCACUUGUUCGCUCUGUGGAGGUAAUGGAAGGUUCAACCCAGUUCAACAACAGCCCGAGGUAACGCAUCGCGAGAUCUUCGUCGUCGUCCGCCGUAACAACAUCAACAUCGGCAAUGAGUUCGAACGACGCACCAGUUUGCCGAAUAUGCCACGGUGGAUCGAGCCUUGGCGCCCUCAUCAGCCCUUGCCGUUGCUCCGGUACGAUGCGUCUGGUCCACCGGGAAUGCCUGCAACAGUGGCUGGCUGUCAAAGGCAACGACAAGUGCGAGCUGUGCAAGGCAACAGUUCCCACCAUCCAUAUGCCCAAGACGCUAAUCGAAUGGAUGACAGAUCACAGUACCAGAGACCAGGUGGAAUGCCUAGCACUGGACAUCGUAACCAUGUGCGCCGUGACAUUUUUCACAUUCACGUGCUUGGACAACGCUCUCCGUUUCGUCCAACAGCCACAGUUGUCAGAGAUGCUCCAGUUUGGUUCCAUCACCGUUUUUACUUGUGGACUGCUGCUCUGCUGGAUGACCUUCAAAAUCGCUUACCAUUACUGGGUACAGAGGAAGUGGAGAAGACGGCACGGCAGUAUCCGGAUCAAUGUCAACUGAUCCAGACGAAACAGGUUCCUGUCCACAUGCUCCGCCAGAGUCGCUAUAUCGGCCCGCGGGAUCUCCAUCAUGACUGGACGGUUGAAAUUGGAAUUUUGCACGACAAAAGUGGGCCGGCUGCCGCGUAUACCAGGCGACAACUAUAACCGUAUAAAGCUCCCAUCAGGGCGCGUAGAAUAAUGAUGAUCCUCAAUUCAUAAAAUAUAUCCUAUAGAGGAUAUGCGCUGCUUGUACAAAAAUUCGAGAUAUUAAUUAUAAUGAGAAGCAAAUAAAACCUUCUCCCGUUUUGGUACACUGGAA
Ornithodoros turicata is the source of this 1334-nucleotide messenger RNA. RefSeq names its product E3 ubiquitin-protein ligase MARCHF2-like. Lineage: Eukaryota; Metazoa; Arthropoda; Arachnida; Ixodida; Argasidae. Bases 552 to 1034 code for a protein of 160 amino acids. Gene Ontology annotation, biological process: protein ubiquitination. The record is from RefSeq and is a predicted model, not a curated record. The transcript is spliced from 5 exons. Gene Ontology annotation, molecular function: zinc ion binding; ubiquitin-protein transferase activity.